CAAAGCAUUGUCCUUCUUUGCCCAAGGCUUCACCCUCUAUCCACUUCCACCCCAAGCCCGAAGGAGUCUUACCUUCACCAAUUCAUCACAAUGGCUCCCACUAUUCCCAAGACCAUGAAGGCGCUCAGAUACGAGAAGCCUGAGGACUGGAGCAUCGUCGAGGUGCCCGUCCCCAAGCUCCGUGCCGGUGAUGUCCUUAUCAAGGUCAAGUCCUGCGGAGUGUGCGGUACCGAUCUGCACAUCCACGAGGGCGAGUUCAUCGCCAAGUUCCCUCUGAUUCCCGGCCACGAGACCACCGGUGUUGUCGUUGAUAUGGCCCCCGACGUCAAGGGUUUCCAGAUUGGCGACCGAGUUUGUGCUGACAACUCGGAGCUCUGCGGCCACUGCUUCUACUGCCGCAGAGGCGAGGCCCUGCUUUGCGAGGACUUCUCUGCUCACGGUGUGCUGAACCUGGACGGUGGUUUCGCCGAAUACUGCAACUAUCCCCAGGGCAAGCUCUUCAAAAUCAACAACCUCAACCACAUUGAUGCCACCCUGAUUGAGCCUGCCUCGUGUGCCAUGCACGGUCUCGAGAAGAUUGCUCCCAAGGCUGGUUCGCACGCUCUGCUCAUCGGUGCCGGUCCUACCGGUCUCAUGAUGGCCCAGUUCCUCAAGCUUGCCGGUGUCUCUCAACUGACCAUUGCUGCUCCUGGCGGCCCCAAGAUGGACCUGGCUAAGAAGCUCGAGGCCGCCGACACCUACGUCGCUCUUUCGCGCGAGAACCCGCAACCCCAGUGGGAUCAGAUCAAGAAGGACAACCCCUACGGUUUUGAUAUUGUCGUUGAGGCUUCCGGCAGCGCCAAGGUCCUCGAGGACGCCAUCAACUAUGUCCGUCGUGGUGGCAAGCUCGUCUGCUAUGGUGUCUACCCCGGCUCUGCUCGUGUCACCUGGCCUCCGUCGAAGAUCUUCGGUGAUGAAAUCACCAUCAUCGGUUCUUUCUCCGAGACUUUCAUGUUCCCCGCCACCGUCGACUACCUCGAUAGCGGCAAGGUCAAGACCGAGGGCAUUGUCAACAAGGUGUUCAAGCUGGAGCAGUGGGGCGAGGCUCUCGAGAGCAUCCGCAACAAGUCUGCCAUCAAGGCUGCCAUUGUCUUCGACGACUAAGCGAUCCCCCUCUUA
Microdochium trichocladiopsis is the source of this 1158-nucleotide messenger RNA. Its product is annotated as chaperonin 10-like protein. The record is from RefSeq and is a predicted model, not a curated record. The transcript has 9 exons. NCBI's taxonomy places the organism in Eukaryota, Fungi, Ascomycota, Sordariomycetes, Xylariales, Microdochiaceae. Gene Ontology annotation, molecular function: oxidoreductase activity; zinc ion binding. The coding region runs from base 91 to 1143 and encodes 350 amino acids.